AUGCAGCAUAAAACUUUCGUACAUCAAUUGCAUUCAAUACUAAGCGACCCUACUUUGACGGGUAUCAUAAACUGGAAUGACGACGAGAUAGGUACCGUGUUCCUGUUGAAGCCUUACCACCCAGAAUUCUGCGAUAAUGUUUUGAAACGGUACUUCAAGCACGGGAACGUCAGCAGUUUCGUCAGGCAGUUGCACAUGUACGGGUUCCACAAAGUCGGUAACAACAGCGUUAACAGCCACAUUAACAACAUCGAAGGCAACAAGAUAGUCUCAAAGAAGGAGCCCCACUUCAUCAUAUGGAAGUUCUCCCACCCUUCGGGGAACUUCCACAGAGAAUCCAGUUAUGAAACACUAUGCAAAAUCACUAGAAAGCCAACGGGCUUCGGCAAAGACGGUAAGCGGAAAAAUAUACUCUCCCCAAUUGCGAUAAGCUAUCUAAACCCAGGUAUCAAAACAGAACUCUCGUAUCUGCCCUUCUCUAGGGCGGCUACAGGAAUUGACAACUUCGAUUUGCAAAAAGAAAAUAUGAGCUACAUUGAAAGCGCUACCGACGAAGCUCUGACAACCAGUACAGACACUUUGAUUGACAACAGCUUGUUCAGCGGGAUCACCUCGGCAAACUCAAUUAAUACAAUCAAGACAUCUGGCACAGGCAGCAACGGGAUCACAACAGGAUCAUCUAAUAUUCAGACACUAAUAAACAAUAAUAUAGCACUGCUAAAAAAAACUACAUUAUUGAUAAUAGAAAUUUUAGAUAAAUUUAAUAACCCGGAACUAUCACAAAAAUCAGAAGAGAUGUUCUCGAAUUUGCAAAAAUUACAAGAACUUAAAAAUCAAUUAGUCAGUAAACAAUGCGAAUUAGUAAAUAUGGUACAGCCAGAACUGAAUUCCGGGAAAUCGAAUCAGGUAAUUCAAUCGAACCAAUACCCAACACCUAGCCAGUUCCCAAACUUCCAAAACUAUUUUCCAUCAAUGUAA
Messenger RNA from Nakaseomyces glabratus, 978 nucleotides. RefSeq names its product Mga1p (gene MGA1). The record is from RefSeq and is a predicted model, not a curated record. Gene Ontology annotation, molecular function: sequence-specific DNA binding; DNA-binding transcription factor activity. Gene Ontology annotation, biological process: regulation of DNA-templated transcription. Lineage: Eukaryota; Fungi; Ascomycota; Saccharomycetes; Saccharomycetales; Saccharomycetaceae.